AUGUCCAACAACAGGCAAUCACAGUCGAGGAGGACUUCUCAGGAAUCUUUCAAGAUUCGUGCACCAUUCGUUAGGACUAAUCACCGUCCCUCAAGUCGAUUCGCCAUCAUCGAACCAAGGGGGGAGGUAGCUUCCGAAGUAAGGAAUGAUCCAGUUCGGAUCAUUUGGUCAACAGGGGACAACAAAAUCGUCAGCUCAUUUUGGUUCAAUGAAGUCUGCAUCGACUUCAAGGACAUCAAAGCCGUCAGCCAAGACGAGGAAGAACAAGAAGGAAGCUGCUCCAACGUCGGAACCAGCUACAGGAUCAAGGCAGAAGUCGGUUCGGAACCGAAGGAAACCGAAAGGUUCGACGAGCAAGCCUACGAUCGACAACUUCUGAGAAGAAGAUCCAUUUCGACAAGGAUCAAGUACGAUGUCGAAAUAUCCAAAGUCAAUAAUUUCGCGUCGAAACUGCUCGCCUCCGCUCACAGUCUCGUCGCCUCAAUUCCUAGGCCUGCAACUGUCAUCGCCGCCGUCGUCGUGUCUGCUGCCUCUCUCGUCGCCAACGCUCUCUCGCCGCCACCGCCACAACGACACUCCGCCACCACGAGGACUGUUUGA
This is a messenger RNA of Caenorhabditis remanei, 600 nucleotides long. RefSeq lists its product as uncharacterized. Lineage: Eukaryota; Metazoa; Nematoda; Chromadorea; Rhabditida; Rhabditidae. The coding region runs from base 1 to 600 and encodes 199 amino acids. The record is from RefSeq and is a predicted model, not a curated record. The transcript is spliced from 3 exons.